Messenger RNA from Ectocarpus siliculosus, 1224 nucleotides. The record is from the annotation of a GenBank genome assembly. NCBI's taxonomy places the organism in Eukaryota, Phaeophyceae, Ectocarpales, Ectocarpaceae.
AUGGACAUGGAAAGAGCUGACCUCCAGGAGCAGCUGAUGGCGGUGAAAAUGGAGAACAACAUUCUCCGGUCCAGAGCCACGGGCGUCCCUCGCACCCCGCGGACGCGUUCCUUCUCGGGAGCGACGCUCACGACCAAGGACAAGGAGCUGGAGCAGGACGGAGACCUCAUGAGAGAGUUGAGCCCUCUGCCGGUCCCCCGGUCCUUCGAAAGGCCGAAGGCCAGGGGCAUCUCUAUGGCUCGCGACUCGGUCGGGAGCGGGGAUGAGGGGCCAGCGAACGGUAGCGGCGGGGAAGUUUCGAGGCACCGGCGGGGGGGCGGGGGGGGUUUCCUGAGGAACGUGUUGGGGCCCCGCGUGAGAUUCGUCCAGCUGGACGGCGCCGGGGGCACCUUGUUUGGAGCAGGCGUUCCCAAGGCGCCAGCGACAGCGGCGCACUGGAUACUCUUGACAGACGGCGCUAUGUAUGUGGUCGAGACCCGAGGGCUCGGGGCUGCAGCAGAGGGCGAGAGACCAGCAGCAAGAGAAACCAACGGUCUCUGUUGCCUCAAGCGACACCGCUUGUGGAGCCUGAGCCUGCCGCUGGAGACGCGCGCCUUGCCGAACGGCGAUGAGAUGGCGGUGCGAAGCACGGCCGUCGUCUUGCGGCUCAACCUGGCCGAGGAGGAAGGCCGGGGGCCCGGUAGAGGGCGGGAGGGGGUGGGGGGCACCGCGGCGAGAAGCGCGGGCGCUGCGAUCGAGCGGGGUUACCUGUGGCUCUCGUGUGACACCAAUGAGGCUCGGGGCGAGCUGGUGGAGCGUAUAGUCGAGUGGCAUCAGUGGCGCCCGUCCCCUCCACGAGGGAAGAAUCGCGGUGCCCCUGAUGGUGUUGACGGGGGGGUUGGCGGCGGUCCUCUUUCCUCGACAGCGGAUGCAGCACGACAAGCAUCGGCAACGGCGGCAGCGGAACUAGCGGCAGCGCCGCAGUCAAGGCGAGGUCAUGCUAGUGUUAGUAACGGCGGCGACGCCGGUAAGGGGAGAGGGGCCGCCGGUGGCAGCGGCAGUUUUGGGUUUGGCUUCGGCGAGGUAGAAGAGAGCGAGGACGAGGAGGAAGAGUCGUUGGAGGUGGACCAGAUCUUGUUGAGCGAGCUCGUGGGAGACCUUGGGGAGGAGCGCAGCCUAAACGUGACCGCGCUGCUCCUGGCGGACAAGGAGGCGCUCGAUCCCGGGGACGUCGCUCUCCGGUAG